Molecule: messenger RNA, 1275 nt
Organism: Pyrgilauda ruficollis (rufous-necked snowfinch)
Lineage: Eukaryota; Metazoa; Chordata; Aves; Passeriformes; Passeridae
Product: zinc finger protein 239-like
Exons: 2
Coding region: 119-1270 (383 amino acids)
Source: RefSeq, a predicted model, not a curated record
ACCCCCAUGACCCCAAAAUAAAAACAGUGGAAACAGGGAACCCCUGGGAGUGGUUUUUAGUCUCCUCCUUGAUUCUUGGAGGUAUUUCUGGCCACCAGACACCCGAUGACUUCUAGAGAUGCACUUGGCCAACGGGACCUUCAAAGGCAAUGCACUCACAUCUUGUUUUUCCCCAAAUCAGGAUUUCCCAUUCCCAAACAUUGUCUGGAUGGAGGAGAAGGCUGCGAGGAAGCGGAAGGUGCUCCGGGACACUGAGGCAGACAAGGAGCUGAGGAUGGAGAGCAGGGAGGACAAAUCCCCAAAGCAGAACCUCGUGGAAGAGGCCGUUUUGAGCGGCUGCACAGCACAGGAAUCCAAUGGGGAGGAAAAGCCCCGGAGAUCCCGCAGGAGGAGGGGCUCCAAAGCCAGCCCAGAAUGCUCUGAGGGGGAAAGACCCACCCUGUGCCAGGAAGGCAGCCAGAGAUCUGACCAGAGCUCUGAGGUGGUGGUCCAUGAGCAGCGUGAUGCUGGCAAGAAGCCCCACCAGUGCUUGGAAUGUGGGAAGAGUUUCCUCACGAGGUCCCGCCUGCUCCGCCACCAGAUGGUGCACACUGGGGAACGGCCCUAUGAGUGCGGGGAAUGUGGGAAGGGCUUCAGAGACACCUCUGACCUGAUCCGCCACCAGACAGUCCAUACUGGGGAACGGCCCUAUGAGUGUGGGGAAUGUGGACAGGGAUUCACCAUCAGCUCCCACCUGAUCACCCACCAGAGGAUUCACACCGGGGAACGGCCCUAUGAGUGUGGGGAAUGUGGGAAGAACUUCAGGAUCAGGUCCAGUUUGAUCCACCACCAGAGGAUCCACACUGAUGAACGGCCCUAUAAAUGUGGAGAAUGUGGGAAAGGUUUCAGGAAGGGCUGCCACCUGAACCGCCACCAGAUGAUCCACACUGGGAUACGACCCUACGUGUGUGGGGAAUGUGGGAAGAGCUUCCGUGACAGCUCUGGCCUGAUCAUCCACCAGACAAUGCACACUGGGGAAUGCCCCUUCACGUGCUCAGAAUGUGGGAAGAGCUUUAGCCAGAAUUCCUUCCUGAUUGCCCACCAGAGGAUCCACACUGGGGAGAGGCCCUACAAGUGUGAGGAAUGUGGGAAAAGCUUUACCCAGAGGUCCGGCCUGAUUGCCCACCACAGGAUCCACACUGGGGAGAAGCACUAUGAGUGUCCUGAGUGUGGGGAGAGGUUUCAGAGCAGAUACCGUCUCCUCAAGCAUCAGCAGAUUCACACAGAAUAGAGGCC